Molecule: messenger RNA, 345 nt
Organism: Penicillium manginii
Lineage: Eukaryota; Fungi; Ascomycota; Eurotiomycetes; Eurotiales; Aspergillaceae
Exons: 1
Coding region: 1-345 (114 amino acids)
Source: RefSeq, a predicted model, not a curated record
AUGAAUAACCGCCUGCCCGGUAGAUUCAAUACCAAUACCCAAGAUCUUGCAGCUCGCGCUCGCUCUCCUUCGCGCCCUACCCGACAUGGCCUAGCUAACCCGAAUGGUGACGGCAAUGCCAGUGCCCGCGCUCAAUUACAGCAGAGUCUCGAUCAAUGCAUCGCCGAGGAACGGGCCCACCAAGCACGAAUGAGACGUUAUGACGAGGCUAUCCAAAGAUUUCGACGUGAGGAGGGGCGGCUCAUAGAACAGAAGGACCGCCAUGAGCGCAGGCUCCAGGAGCUGCAGGACCAAACCCGUCAGAUGACAAUAAAUCGGCUUCGUGAGACAUUUCGCUACCUCUGA